CAUUUUACAGAGGUUGAUAUUGCAGCAACACAUAAUUGUUUUAGUUUUGUGCACUUCUCCUGACGCACCAAUUCAGCGCAUUUUCCAGCACUGAUUGUUGUGAGAUCACAGGCUGGGAGGAUGACUGCUCGAGUGUAUUUCUCUUUGAUUGCUGUUUUGUUGUGUCUGUUUGGAUACUUGAGUGUAACUCACGCUAUUCAAAGACGAACCACAGUGGACGGUUAUUGUCCAGUGACGCUGACGGUCGUGCCAUCCCGUCGAGGAUGUUCUUCUGAUGAAGACUGCCCUGGAGGACACAAAUGCUGUCGAUUUGACUGUGGGCCUGUUUGCGUGCUGCCUGUUUUAGUGAAGCCGGGUCAGUGUCCCCUACCGGAGAUGAUUCCACUGUGUGCGGAAAGCUGCUUCCGUGAUGCCCAGUGUCCUGCCACACAGAAAUGUUGCCCAACCACCGGUAGCUUUGCAUGCAGUGAACCACGUGGUCAGGGAAGAGGUCAGGCAAGUUGCCAGGGCCAUGGAAGCGGUCAGGGAAGUGGACAGGGAAGCGGCCAAGGACAGGGUCAUGGAAGCGGUCAAGGACAGGGUCAUGGAAGCGGCCAGGGCCAAGGACAGGGUCAUGGAAGCGGUUAGGGCAAAGGACC
Cyprinus carpio (common carp) is the source of this 638-nucleotide messenger RNA. Its product is annotated as WAP four-disulfide core domain protein 2-like. The transcript is spliced from 3 exons. Gene Ontology annotation, biological process: innate immune response; antibacterial humoral response. Gene Ontology annotation, cellular component: extracellular region. The record is from RefSeq and is a predicted model, not a curated record. Gene Ontology annotation, molecular function: peptidase inhibitor activity. Lineage: Eukaryota; Metazoa; Chordata; Actinopteri; Cypriniformes; Cyprinidae. The coding region runs from base 121 to 627 and encodes 168 amino acids.